AUGGCUCUCCAAGCACAUGUAACUAGAAAUAAUCUUCGAAAGCCUCAAGUUUUAACUUUAGGCGAUUAUGUACGACAAAAUAAUUUAACUUGGAGUGGACAAAAUUAUGCAAAUGUACAACGUGAUCUUGAUUGGUAUCAAUAUGUAAGACGACAAGCAAAUAUGCCAAUUCAACGUGGUAUUCCUUAUGGUAAAAGACCAAGGCCUAAAAUUCAAUCACGAACUCAAAGUGUAAUUCUAUCUAAUAAUAAUAAGGUUGGUCUAAGUAAAAUAAAUUCUAAUGCUCCAUCAGUUACUUUAACAUGGCUUGAUUUACAAGCUGAAAUACCACCAAAAGAUAAAGGUAUUACACGAACAAUAACAAAAGCACUUUGUCGAACGAAAGAAAUUAGUGAAUCAAAAAUAUUAUUAAAAGGAGUUAGUGGUAUUGUUAAACCAGGUCAAUUAUUAGCUAUAAUGGGUGCUAGUGGUGCUGGUAAAACAACAUUAAUGAAUCUUUUAGCACAUCGUCGACCUGGUGCAUUAAAAAUUGCUGGUGAAGUAAGAGUAAAUGGAACAAAAAUGGGUCGAUAUAUAAAUCGAGUAGCUGGUUAUGUUCAACAAGAAGAAUUAUUUAUACCAUCAAUGACAACAAGAGAACAUUUAUAUUUUCAUGCUAUGUUAAGAUUAAAUCGUGAUAUGUCAAAAGAACAACGUAUUAAUCGUGUUGAAGAUUUAUUGAUUUUUUUAAACUUAAAAAAAGUUGAAAAAACAGUUAUUGGUCAACCUGGACUUAUCAAAGGUUUAUCUGGUGGUGAAAAGCGACGUUUACUUUUUGCUUCUGAAGUACUUUGUGAUCCACCAUUAUUAUUCGCUGAUGAACCAACAUCAGGUCUUGAUGGAAGUAUGGCAUUUACUAUAUGUGAUGCAAUGCGUAAAUUAUGUAAUCAAGGUAAAACAAUUGUAUGUACAAUUCAUCAACCAUCAAGUGAAAUUUUUCAAUUAUUUGAUACACUUUAUUUAUUGGCUGAGGGACGUGUGGCUUAUUUUGGAGAAAGAAAAAACGCACAAACAUUUUUUAGUGGAUUGGGUUUCAAUGCACCAGAUAAUUACAAUUUAUCGGAUUUUUAUAUACAAACAUUAGCUAUACUAUCAUUUAACAGAGAAAAUUCACUAGAACGUGUCAAAUAUAUUUGUGAUGAAUAUGAAAAAUCACCACUUUAUGCUGAACAUAUUGCCGAAGUUCAACCAUAUCAUACUAUUGAUGAUGAUCAAUCAGCUUCAUCUAGUAGAUUAUUUAGUCGUUCACCAAAAUAUAAAACUAAUUUUUUCACUCAACUUCGUUGGUUAUUAUGGCGUUCAUCUAUUGAUGCGUUUAAAAAUCCAUUUGAAUUUCGUCUUCGUUUUAUUUUAUCUAUAGUUAUUAGUAUUCUUUUUGGUCUUCUCUUCUUACGCUUACAAUAUGAUCAACAAGCAUUUCAAAAUAUAUCAUCAGUUAUAUAUUUGUUGAUUAUUAAUAUGUCAUUUUUAACUGUUCAACACGGUUCUAAUAGUUAUAAUCGACAAUUAUCAUUAUUUUUCAAAGAACAUGAUGAUGGAAUCUAUCGUACAAUACCGUAUUAUGUAUCAAGAUUUGUUCUAGAAUUACCAGUAAUUGGAAUAUCAGUGUUUGUAUCGGGAACUAUUGUUUAUUGGAUGGCAAAUUUAUAUAAUAAUGCUCGAACGUAUUUUAUUUUACAAGGUAUUCUUAUUUUAUGUGGUCUAGUUGCAACCUCUGUGGGAGGGCUUAUAGGAGUCUCUACACCAUCACCUGAUGCUGCUGCUGCAUUUGUUGUUCCAAUUGUUAUUCCACUUCUUGUCUUUGGUGGUCUUUUCGUGAAUAUAAAAACAAUACCUAAUUGGCUUAUUUGGAUAAAAUAUCUUUCAUGGAUGUAUUAUUCAAAUGAAAUGGCUUUAAUUAAUCAAUGGAAAGAUGUUCAAUCACUUGAAUGUAAUCAAAAAGAUAAUACAACUUGUUAUCAUAAUGGUACUGAUAUUAUUAAUUAUUAUGGUUUCAAUAAAAACAAUUAUUAUCGUAAUUUGGGUUUACUUUUUGCUCUUUUCGGUACUUUUCAAAUUAUUAGUCUUGUUGUUUUGUUAUUACGAGCAAGAUUUCAACGAAAAGCUGGAUAA
Rotaria sordida is the source of this 2151-nucleotide messenger RNA. Lineage: Eukaryota; Metazoa; Rotifera; Eurotatoria; Philodinida; Philodinidae. The record is from the annotation of a GenBank genome assembly.